Messenger RNA from Elgaria multicarinata webbii, 4655 nucleotides. It is a transcript of the gene C13H19orf47, whose product is annotated as chromosome 13 C19orf47 homolog. Lineage: Eukaryota; Metazoa; Chordata; Lepidosauria; Squamata; Anguidae. The record is from RefSeq and is a predicted model, not a curated record. Gene Ontology annotation, cellular component: nucleus. The transcript is spliced from 9 exons. Bases 75 to 1292 code for a protein of 405 amino acids.
AGCCGCCGAGGACGCAGGGCCUUCCGUGGGUCCCCUGUCGCUGUCCCUGCCUGAGUCUCCCACGAUUUUCCACAAUGGUGUCCGUCACGAUGGCUACGUCGGAGUGGAUUCAGUUCUUCAAAGAAGCUGGGAUUCCCCCAGGGCCAGCUGUCAACUAUGCUGUCAUGUUUGUGGAUAACAGGAUCCAGAAGAACAUGCUGAUGGACCUGAACAAGGAGAUCAUGAACGAGCUGGGCGUCACCAUUGUGGGAGACAUCAUCGCCAUCCUCAAACACGCCAAAGUGGUGUAUAGGCAGGAAAUGUGCAAGGCCGCAACAGAGUCAGUGGCCUCCAGCCAAACCACCCUGCAGUCUGAACUCCGCAGGAACGCCAACAGCGCUGCCACCCGGAUGAUUGCCAACAGCCUGAGCCGAGACUCUCCGCCUUCCACCCCUGUCCGGAGACCCGACACCAGCGCCUCCAAAAUCUCCAUCACCGUGUCCAACAAAAUGGCAGCGAAGAAUGCCAAAGCAGCUCUCUGCAGUUCCGGGGCUGAGAAUUCUAUGGUCCCGGUGAAAAGACGUCGCGUCACCGCAGAGAUGGAAGGGAAGUAUAUUGUCCAUAUGCCAAAAGGAACCACCCCCAGGACCAAGAAGAUCCUGGAGCAGCAGGCGGCAAAAGGUUUACAGAGAACCUCUGUGUUUGACCGGCUUGGUGCAGAAACCAAUGCAGAUGCCACCCCUGGAAGUAAGCCCACAGGUGUGUUCAGCCGCUUGGGGGACAUGCAGGAGGCAGAGGAGGAGGAGGAGGAGGAGGAGAAAGCAGCUGAGAGCGAUGACGACGAUGACAGCUCUGUCCUGCAGUACGCCGGGGUGCUAAAGAAAUUCUUCAAGCCCUCCAAGGCCAAGGAGAGCUGCAAAGCGGGAGUGACGGUCAAAGCCAAAGCCACCAGCUCUGAGCCCAAGCUGGCGGCAGCAGCAGCAGCAGCAGCAGCAGCAGCUGCCCCCACCCCCAUCCAGCGGCUGGGGAGCAAGAGUCCAGCUGGCCCUGUGCUUCCCAUCAAAGAAAAGAAGCUGGAGCCGCCCCCGCUCAGCCACAUUGCCAAGAGACUGGGCAAGCGUGCCCUGCCCACGGAAGCCCAGGACAGCAGCAUCACCAGCUCCCGGAGCAAGCCUGACUCCGAGUUCCGGGUCACCAUAAAGAGAACUUUGGGGAGCAGCAAGGUAAGCAGCACCACGGAGGCCCCCAGCGCCCAGAUGGACAACACGGGGACGGUCAGCGUCUUUAAGCGGCUGGGCAGAAAGGCCGUGUGAGCCAGGCCCGCUGCUCCUUCACAGGCACGCGUGGGACCUCCUUUGGAAGAGGCCUCCAGACAACUUGAACUCCCUGUGUGUUUUUCAUGGCCCCCUGCUCACCCCCUUGCGAGACGAAGGGGUCGCUGCACUGUUUCUGGGGUGAUCGGUCUUAGUGAGGAGGCCUGCUUCUGUGAAGCGCCUUGUUGGCUUUCCCCGCUGUUUCUACAGGUCCGCGGGGUGUGAGCUCAGCCCCCCCUGUGUGCACACAGUUGGGUUUCUUGUGUGGCUGGGUGAUCCACGUCAAAGCAGUAACCGUCCGUGCCAGUGGCUGGGCACCAAACAGAGUAGGUCCCGGGUCGGGGGUGAGAGGAAGCGAGGAAAGGACCUUGGAGAGAAAGCAAGAGGUCCUGGGCGUCUUAGGAGGUCUUUGGAGCAGCUUGGCAGUGCACUGAACACACCUUUCUGUUUUCUCUCUGCAGGUCCUUGCUCUUUCCUAGGAAGUAGUGUCUUGAGGGGCUCCGUAAAAGAGAGGCAGACAGGCCCUGGGCUUGAGAGAUGCAGGAGGUUCCUCCCCCCUGCUUCCUUCCUUCCUUCCUUCCUUCCUUCCUUCCUUCCUUCCUUCCGUUCUCUUUCCUGAGUUUUCAUCUGCCACGUCCUGGUACAACCAGGCACUUCAGGAAUGGCUACAGAAAUUCCUCUUACUGGAUAGUGGAGCCAUACAGUUGGCAAGCAGGGUCCCAGCGCCACAUUUUGUCCCAUGCUGGAAGUAGGAGAAUUCUGGCUCCCUCUCUUUUGGUUCCUUUCCUUGGGCUGGCUGAGAAAUCUCCUCUUACCUGGCUUUGGCUGUUACGUGUUGUGAAAGGUGCUCUGUUCAUUGGGGGCCGCCGUGGCUUCUCCUGUGGGAACCCCUCACUGGGCUGGCUCCAUUGCUCCUGCUCAGGCUCUUGAAGCCUGGUGCUCAGUCAGGGUGGGAAGAGGCAGGUGUCCUCGCUCCCCACCCCUUCUCCUCCUCAGACCGCUUUCAGUCCUCCCCUCAGCAAACCAGCAACAGAAUUAGAUCAGAGAGUGAGCAGCUGCGGUCUUGCAAUGAAAGAGCAGAGGUGCACAUUUUCUGUUUCUGGAUUUCUAGCAGCACCUGUGGAACAAGGGUAGUUGGGAGUUUGCUCUUCGGUUGGAGGAUUCUCUCCUGCCACUCACGAAAUACGUGUUAAAUAGGACAGACCCUGUCUAAAUAUCCCAAGUGCUUAAUGCCAGGUGUGUGUGAGUGUGAGAGAACAGCAGAGGAUCUGAUUUUGCAAUCUCUUUUCUCUCCUGGUGCCUCAGCCUGGGCGCUUGCAUAGUUGGGGACAGAGUCGUGUGAGUCGGCAGCCUGCUGGGACCACAUGCCUUGCACCCCUCAGCCCCCGACCUGCUUCUGUGAGUCUGGUCCCCCCCUUUUUCCUGAGGCCCCCUACCCACGACCACAGGAUACCAACGAAAAUCUAUUUUGCAGGGAACUGUGAGAUGGGGGGAAUGAGCUCCCCGCCCGUCCGUUUGCCACGUGUUCCGGUUGGGGUGAUUUCUGGAGCCCCAGUUCCAAGCCACUGCUGUGUUUUGUACAACGUUGCCCACAUGGAUAAGCCUGCAUGCUCAUGUUAGGGCAAGGAAAAUUGGCCUGCUGAGAGAGGGGCGGUGGGAGAGGAGGAUGCUCAGCUCCUGGCUCACUUCUGUUCUCCCUUCAGGUAAACAUGCAGCCAGGACAGGACAGGACAGGGCGCACGUAAGCAACCGGGGCAAGAGAAAGGGGGCUUUUGGAAUCAGGAAGGAGUUUUGUUAGCUGUCACUCGAACCUUGGCCUGAAGUUGAGAGGGUCAGGUACGCGACUCGGGUGUCCCGGAGGCUCUUGCAAUAGGCACCUGGGCUGUCUGCUUUUCCUGUAGAAAUGUCAGUUCUUGAAUCCAGUUGUUUCCAUGUUUUGUCCGGAUUGUUGCCUCAUUUCCAGAAGACCAGUGAAGCCUCCUUAGCGUGUGUUCCUUGCCUCCUCUGGGCACUCGGGGAGGACGUGCAGUCUCGCCUUGGUUGCCCAUCUUCUGGCUGCCACCGGUGCUUAGGUGCUGGCUUUGCCUUUGCAGCCACCCACCUGUCAACGCAUGUGUGGAGGAGGAGACGGAGGACACCUGCCCAUUAGGGGAAACGGAGAUGGAGCCUUUCUUGUAGAGGUGGUGAUUGAGAUGUGGGCCAGGCCUGUAGCCCGUGUCACCCCUCCCUGACCAGCAAGGUACAGGGGAGGCCCUCGGAAGUGUGUGGCCCCGCUUUCCCGCUUAGUCCUGCUCUCGCUCGACUGGCACUCUCUACCCGAGCAGGCACUGUUGGCCUUGGGGAGCCCCCCUAGAAUCUGGCCCCGAGCAUCACACCAGAGCCUUCAUGCCCCAAAUUGGGCAUUUGCUACCAUGGAGAGAAUUCUGCCAUAGACAGUUGAAGGGGUGUGUGUGUUUCUUUUCCCUUUAAGAAUAAGGCAGGAGCCAGGUUAGACUCGUAAUAUUUUUAAAGAAUUGUAUGGACUAAAUUUAGGGUGAGCUGGAAGAGUUACACAAUAACUGUUAAUAGUUUUUAUGUUUGUUUUAAAAGCCCCUCAUAGAAAAUGUAAAUUAAGGUAAUUUGGGCACAGCCUUGCCUUUAUUAGUUGGCUGUAUGAAGGCGGGUGGGUGGGUGGGGCUCCUUGAUGCGGUCCUCUUAGCUUGCCAGGGCCCCUCCUGCCCACGGGAAGAUGUGAGCGUCCUCUUGCAAUAAAGUGUGUCUUCUCUCGGCUUGUGUUUCAGCCCAAGCAUCUCUCUUGUGUUCCUCACAACGGGGGCAGCGGUGUCCUUCUUGCCCUCAUCCACCCAGGGCCCAGGAAGGGGCAGCCUGCUCCGUAUGUCAGAUGAAAGCGCAGGCCCACUUGCUCACUGCUGAAGAAAUCCCAACCUCUGCCACUGCAGAUUUGCAUUCUAUGCAUUUACACCCACACAAAAUAAGGUUGUAAAUUGGCAGGAGAGUCGAUUAGGCAGCGUUUUCAAAUAUUCGUGGGCAACUGGGAGUCCCCAUGGGAGGAGGCACGUUGGCUGUUCUGGCACAGGCGAACACAAAGCAUAGGCUGCAGAGGGACCCCUUCAAAUACACCCCUCUCCUUUUUCUGGUUUCAUUGUUUGUAGGACGUCCAGCCCACCUCAUUCCUGGGCUCAGCACCACACAUACAAAACACCUUCCGGCUUAAAGCGUUAAGUUGGGGUGAGUGGAAGCUGAGCCUUGGGCUCCCUUGAGGAAGCAGCUGAUGACUGAAGCUGGUUAGUGACUGGAUAGGAAAAGCCAGAAACCCCCUUUCAAUGCUGCCUUGAGCUCGUUGGAAUGAAAAUAUAAUAAAAC